UUAAUAUAAUUUCAAGUUUUCUUCAAAAUGUAUAAUAAAAGAUUAUGCUUUAUUGAACUUAGCAUAGUUUUGCAGAUUAUAAAUUGAAGUAAUACGAAUUCAAUUUUAAUUGAAAGUAAUAUUUCAGCGCGGUUAUUCAUUACAAAUAUGUAUUCACAAUGGAACACUCUCGCCUAUCAAUAUUCUUAAAAUAUUUUGACCUUUUUCAUACACACAGAACUGAACGUGCCUCAUACAUACUUUAUACACGUUUAUAUGAAAAUAAAUUUGCUUAACUUUUAAAUUCAUGCAUACAUAAUCGAGUAACAUUCGUAAUAAUCGUAGUGAGUGUUCGAUUUUCAAACAGUUCAAACAUACAAUAGGAAACUCGUACAAAUAAAGAUAAAUAUUUUUAAUACAAUUUAAUAAAAAUAGAAAUUAAAUUAUAUUGCUAAUUCCCUCCAAAAGUAUAAAAUAGAAUUCAUACUCUGCUAAUUAUAAAAUAAAGUUUGUAGCAAUAUGUUAAUAAAUAAGUGUUUUCAAGUCACCACAACUUCUGCUAAUUUAUCAUCUUUUAUAAACUUAAAAUGGUUCACUAUACAAACCAGAAAUUUCGUCACUACGGUGAAAGAUGUUUUAAAAAUGCCUGAUUGCGAAUACGUACCUUUUACCAACAAGAUUACAAAUUAUAGAGAAAUUAAAAAGGCAUACGAAUCGAUUAUAUCUCCUUCUUUGAAGCAAUUUUACAAAGAACCAUUAUUAAUACACGAAGGUCGAGGGCAAUGGUUGUGGGACCAUCGUGGAAAACGAUAUUUGGAUAUGUUCGGCGGGGUUGCUACUGUGUCUGUUGGUCAUUCUCAUCCAAAAAUAACAGCUGCUAUAUCUGAACAAGCGUCUAAAUUGAACCACGUAUCUUCCGUUUAUAUGCAUACCCAUUUAUAUGAAUAUGUAACCAAGUUAACAACUAAAUUUUCAAACAAAUUGAGAGUAGUAUAUCUAACAAAUAGCGGAUCGGAAGCAAAUGAAUUGGCGUUCUUAAUGGCUAGGAUCUACACGCGCAACCAGAAUAUCGUAUCGCUAAAAAAUGGAUAUCAUGGUGCAACUUAUGGAACCUCAGCAUCUACAGCCAUGAGUACAUGGAAAUUUCCAUUUGUUGCACAACCACCUGGCUAUUUACAUGCGGUAUAUCCAGAUGUAUACAAAGGUAAUUGGGGUGGAUCAAAAUGUAGAGAUUCGCCUGUACAAGUGAUAGGAAGGGAAUGCGAUUGCGGAGAUGAAGAAUGUGUAGCUUCUGAAAAAUAUUUUCAGAAAUUCGAUGAAUCAUUUCGUUUUAGUUUGGCAAGUACGCACAGUGUCGCAGCGUUUGUAGCUGAAAGUAUACAGGGAAUAGGAGGUGCAGUUCAGUAUCCCAAAUAUUUCCUUCAGAAAAUAUAUAAUUAUAUCCAUGAAAAGGGUGGUCUUUGUAUAGCAGAUGAAGUUCAGACUGGUUUCGGUAGGACGGGUGAAUAUUUUUGGGGUUUCGAGAACCACGAUGUGGAACCGGAUAUAGUAACUUUAGCAAAGGGAAUAGGAAACGGAUUUCCUCUUGGAGCUGUAGUGACAAGUAGUGAGAUUUCCGAAAGUUUGAAUUCAGCAUUGCACUUUAACACGUUCGGAGGAAAUCCACUUGCGUGCAUCGUAGGAUCAACGGUAUUAGAUAUUAUAAAAGAAGAAGAUCUUCAACAAAAUGCAUAUACAGUCGGGACAUAUUUGAUCGAUCGCUUGAGUACUUUGUUAUUAGAAUUUCCCAAUAUCGUUGGUGAUGUUAGAGGAAAGGGAUUAAUGAUUGGAAUUGAAUUAAUUUCGAACUCCGAAACGAAAAAGCCGUUACAAACGGAAUACGUGCUCGAGAUUUUCGAGAAUAUCAAAAAUAUGGGUGUUCUUGUUGGUAAAGGAGGGUUAUAUGCAAAUGUAAGGUGCUGCGAAUAAAGCCACCUUUAUGUGUAACGAAAAUGGAUGCAGAUUUUACUUUCGCAGUUAUUAAGAGAACAUUAGAAAUACACCAAGAAAAAUAUAAGCAGAUUAAAGGAUAAACGAAUGUAAUACGUGAAUUCAGGUCCUUUUAUUUGAUAUAAUUAUGUAUGUUACAUUUGUACAACAUAUGUAGUUCUUUCAUUUUAUUCAUGCAAAUUGAUUGUGUUUAAGUUUAUUCUGUACAUGGUCAUUUAUGAUAAGCAUGAACAGUGAAAAUUAAUAAUUAUAUACAAAUAUUUGUUUCCUUCAUUUGUCCUUUAAUAAAGUACACUCGGGUACUUGUCUAACGCGUUCGAGUAUCUACCUAUCGUGAACAUUCGCAAACGCUGUGCAGCUGAUAAAUAUCUAAAUUAAAACUAUAGUAUGUAUUAAAAGCAGAUGUUUAAAUUCACUUUGAAAAGAAUCGUAAUGUUCAUCCGUAUAUAUAAUAAAAGGACGACAGAAAUUGUAAUCAACAUUUUUAUCUGCAGCUUCAAUUAUUAAACAGUCAGUCUUCGAAAAAUAAAAUGCGCAUCAAAUUUGCUUGAUAAUUCGUCAUAUAGCAUUUAAAUGUUAUUUGAAUGUUCCCUGUUAUUUUCAUGAAAAAUGCAGUUUUCUAUAUAUUACAUGUAAAUUACGAAAGUUAAAUACUUCAAAUCACAUACGUAAAGUACGUAAAGCAACUUGUACGAAUUAAAUAAGUUAUUGCUUUUGAUCUUAAUACUUCAAAAUCUCCAUGUUUCAUAUACUUGUUUGAUUGUACAUUUUUCUUCUAUAAUCUUUUCUUUCUAAUCAGUUUUUCAAUAUGUUCUUUCAUGUAAAAUUCAAAUUAAUACAUGUUUUGGAAGACUUUUUAUAUUACGUAAAAAUAUUACCCAAAGUAAAUGCAAAGCUGCCAACAUUACAUAAAAAUUAUUGUAUAUCAACAAAUGUAAAUGCACUCAAAUUUUCUAAAUAUGUGAAGACAACAAUACAUGGGGAUUUCAAAUAUGUAAAAAAUAAGAUUUGGCACAAAAUCUGUUUGUUUGAGAGAAAAAAAAUAAAUAAAUAGAAAAAUGUAA
Bombus pyrosoma is the source of this 3032-nucleotide messenger RNA. Its product is annotated as alanine--glyoxylate aminotransferase 2, mitochondrial. Gene Ontology annotation, biological process: glyoxylate catabolic process. Gene Ontology annotation, cellular component: mitochondrion. Gene Ontology annotation, molecular function: L-alanine:glyoxylate transaminase activity; pyridoxal phosphate binding. Lineage: Eukaryota; Metazoa; Arthropoda; Insecta; Hymenoptera; Apidae. Bases 499 to 1947 code for a protein of 482 amino acids. The record is from RefSeq and is a predicted model, not a curated record. The transcript is spliced from 8 exons.